GCAAUUUAUUAAAAUUCUGCACAAACUCUGGACUCCGGAUAUAUUCUCAUAUCUCUCUCACGCCUUCCCUUUUAUCUCUGAGAUUUUCUCUCUUAUUUUCUGUUUGAGGAAAUUGAGAAAAGAAACACCAGAGGGGGAGAGAGAGUUCCAGCCGAGGCCCAGCUCCUCUCCGCGCAGCGCCGCAGCCCACUUACCCCUUCGAUCCAGCCCACCUCAUUAGGCCCAGCCCACCUAAAUCUUCUAACCCUAGCGAGCAUCUCCCCUCGUACCCCCGCUCCAUCCCUCUCGUUCCCUCGCACCACCACGCACACACACCGCAUCGCAGGGGGGCAGCGCCCCACGCCAGAUCCCCUCGACCGCUACCCUAGCCCCGGCCAUGGCGACUGCGCCGGCGACCCUGGAGGCUGCUGCUCCGCGCCAUCUCCGCUCCUCGUUCCUCUGCCCGUGCGUCGGCGUCGCCUCCAGCAGCUCCUCCCCGUCGUAUCUGCCUCGCCCGGCCUCCUCAACCCCAUCGCUAGCAGCCGCCGCGUCGUCCAUGGCGUCGGUCGGACCUCCACAGCGCCGCCGCCCCGUCGACUCUCCUCUGCAGCUCCUUCCUCUGCAAGCCGCCGUCGUGCCCCGUCCAGCAGGGACCAUGCCCUCGUCCCGUCCCCUGCAUCCUUCCUCCCGUGCCCCACGACCCCCUCGUGCCGACCAGCGACCGUCGCUGCCUCCGCACCCUCGCCCCCUCGCACUCCAGAUCGGGAGAGGAGCUCCCGAUCCAGAGUUGGUCGCUGCACCGGGCUUCGUCUUCGCGCCUUCGCUGCCCGCCUUCGUUCGCUGGUGCCUCGUCUGCAGGGACCUCACCGUGCACCAGUGCCGCGACUUCCUCCUCUGCUCCCGAGUCCCCGCUUCGCAGCUGCGCCUCCCCUGGCCUCACCGCCUCGCUGCAGUGAUCUUCCUCAAGCAACCCUUCAUGGUUCCUCUUUGCUGUGAACCGCCAAGUACCACCGCACCGAGUCUUUUGCCUUGCUUUGUUUUGGGUUGAAGGCCGAGACGAGACCGCCAAGAUGCACCCUGGUUUCGACAAGUUCCUCACGGCGACCCUGAACAUCUACGGGAUAUGUACGACUUUGAACCGUGUACCACGACGAACAUGUACGGCUACACGACGACCCGCAAGACCCUGAACAACUACCGCCGCCGCCGUGUACCACUACUUCCGCUACGUUGCCACGUGAACGUCUACCUCCACUAUGGCCGUGAACGACUACAUCCUUCGCCGAACUCGAUCCGCUUCGUUGAUGCACGAUUCAAAGCUUCGGUUUCGUUCCGGAGUUGUGAGGAUUCGUUCGACUACGUCCGUUU
Molecule: messenger RNA, 1347 nt
Organism: Triticum dicoccoides
Lineage: Eukaryota; Viridiplantae; Streptophyta; Magnoliopsida; Poales; Poaceae
Product: translation initiation factor IF-2-like
Exons: 2
Coding region: 377-1027 (216 amino acids)
Source: RefSeq, a predicted model, not a curated record